AUGGUUCGGGCCGCGCUAGGGGUCGUUUACCUCCUAGCGUCAGCCACGGCAAAUGGAUGGAACUUGUUGCAGCUUGGACUGCUGACUAGUACCAACUCCUCCGACGAUCUUAGAAACCGAACAGAAGCAGGCCCAAGGGACCGAGGCGGGCCAUCCCGCCCGGACCCUGGGCUUGGAAGCAACAAAACUUGGGACUGGUGGAGUGUCGCCUGGGAUGGCGCCUACCAUUACGUCGGAAACAGCUGGUGGAUCAAAAUGUGGGUAAGGAUGCUGUUACAGGUUGCAGAGAAUGGGAUAAGCUACUGUGGGACCCUUUGUGCCUCAAUUGGCUUAGCAGCCCGAUGGAGCUAUUGGCUCCUUACCGGGAUGGUCCUCGUCUUCUUGCUCCAGUUGCUUGUCUGGACCUACACGUGGGUCAUUCAUCCGACUUGGAUUCACUCCAGGGCCCUCUGGCGAUACUGCCAAGGGACAGGCACUUGGAACGAUGUGACACGCUUGCAGGGGCAGAGGCCUUUCAUACCCGUCUGGAAAGGGCCGGGUACAGGAACACCAUGGUCCGCCUUGUACAUCCAGCGCGAGGUACGGGGAAGAGGACCGAAUCAGAAGCCAUUCGACCUCUUAGUUGCGGACGGAGCUGCUGUAGCGAGGCUUCGUCACGGGACUAUAAGGGGAAGAACGAAUCGGCACGGAUUCCUCUGCCAGUGUGAAGAGGUUCGAGCCUCGUCGCAUCGAUACCUCCGUCACCACAUAGAGACUGCCAACUGCACUGUCCACCUGUGCGCUCAAGACCCUUGCACCGCCCCUGAAGUUGCGCAGGUGCAUAUUAGGGCCAGCGCAACGGUCCCGCAGGACCGGGAGGUCAACCUGCAGGAACUAGCAGGAAGGGGCCCCUGGGGACGGUGCGCGGUGAUCACAAGCUUUUGCGGGAUACUUUGGUGCCGCUGUUUCGGCCGCAGCAUGGCGAGAUGCGGCCGAGCUUGGUGCUGGUGUCUGUGGUGCCGGUGUUGCCGUACGAGGCGAGUUUCUCGCCCGGAACGCGGCGCAGGGUACCAGGGCCAAAAACAUGAAGAUUCUGAGACAGAAUCCGAGGCGGAACUAGGCCCCGCGGGGCUGCACUGUCAAGCGGACCAGGUCGCUCUAGACAACUACGGCAAGGUAGUUCCUCUUGCUGCUGGACCAUGCAGAGACGUGGCCCGAGGUUGUCCCGUUGUGCUUCUACAAGCUGACCGAUCCAACAGCUGUCUUGAUGGAUUACCAACUACUGAAGGCGGCGACCCCUGCUUUCAUGCCUGUGAGUACCACAGGUCCAUGUACCAGGGCUCGCUUCUGGGUCGAGCAUGUGCGGUGCAGGGGUGCCUGCAUCCAGUCACAGGGACCAGGAAGGGGGUCAACUUGUGCAAGUUGCACGGAGCCACAGAGGAGAAGCCCCGGGCCAAAGCCGCAGCUAGGGCACGCGAAGCUUCACCGCCCCGGGUAGAUACCGACCAAAGGUCAGAGACCGCGCGUCAACCAGAGAGACCAGGAGUCAACGCGAUGCAGGGUGCGGUGGCUGACAAGGCAGACCUAGCCGAGCUCCUGGUCGAGCUGCUCCAGGGCAAAGAGGCAGAGGAAGCGUAUCAGGUCCUCUCUGCCAGGAACCCGGGGGACGUCAAGUGGAAGCAUCCUGGGUUCCAGGACUCGCUGACUUCCCUGGCGAAGGCCUAUGUGCAACAACACAAAGACUUGGAAACCGGGGAAUCACCCGCCUGGAGAGCACUCAACCGCCUUGCGCAUCCCCCUGCCGUCUGUCAAGAACCAGAAUAUGACCCCGUAACUCGGAUGCUGGAAGCCACGUUGGAGAGGCCUACAGAAGAAGAGAAAUCCGACACGCCAGCCCCACGGCUGGUAAGGCCGGCCUCGGCUCCUGCGAGCCAUUUCCCGGGUCCUCGCACCUGCGGUGAGCUCGCUGCGAGCUUGUUUCGCCCCAAGAGCGAGAUCGAUUCUGUCCUGCCGCGCCCGAGGCUUGUUUCGAGCCCGGGAGCGGUUGGAACUUUCCCAGGAACGCCCGGUCCAGCAGGUUCCGUAGGGAUGCAGGGUUUACACGCCUUCCGACCCUUUCAUGCUGGAGCCUACACUGAUCCGGGACCUCCGGCCCUCGAUGAAACUUCAAAAGCUCUGCAGACAAUCGCAAAAGUUAUGGCGGCGAAGGAAGACCCAGCUGCCCAAGAUCGAGGGAAGCUGUCCUCGAUCGGCAGAACAGAGGAGAGGAUGCUGUACCUGGCUAGAGGGUGCGACACGCUGACGGUGCACCUUGGGGAAGCCACGGUCGGAAAGGAGCUGUACCACGCCCUAAAGUCUGUAGCGACGCAGAACCGGCCCUUGUUGAGAGAAAUCAGCUUCCCGGUGAACAUUACCAACCGCAUCGCCUUUGGGGCCGCUUCCCUCAGUUUCGGGGGCAAAGGUAAUCCGCCUGACUAUUGCCUCACUGUGGCCGAUUUUGCCCAGACCUCGGAGGAGGAGUUUGACUUGUUUAGCCCGCCUGGGGAUAACAAGCUGGAAAAACGGGCGCGGAACCCUACUACUCUGUCCAAUUGGUACCGAAAUGCUCUACGCCAAGCUUGGGCCAUGGCAUGUAUCCUGGGGGCAGAGUACUAUGGCAGUUGGGAGAAGGCUGCGGCACAACUCCUUAAGUUUGGGGAAGAAUAUGCCCAUGCGUGGCCGUUGCACUCGGUCAUGAGUGUGUGGGAGGAGCUCUGGGCUCGCUUCACGGAAGAGUUAAGAGCGCUCGAUCGAAGAGCCAGGCGGGAAAUGCAAGACGAGAGCCCUAGCUUUGACCGUCUUCGGUUUUUCGCCACCUCCCCCGGGGACAAUGGCGAACCCUGGCUCCGGCUGCCUCAAACUUUCGACCUUCAGGCACCAGGAGAGUACUUCCAAACGGAUAUUGUUCCUCGCCAACAGCGCAUGUUGGAUCGUGCUUGCUGGUCAAUGGCCCUUAAGAGACCGUCCCCACUCACUGGCGGACGAGCUGGAGCUGAAGAUAUCGGCGGACCAGACAAAGCGCAACCGGCCGCUCCCAACCCUAGGAACUCACGGGCUGGAAGCAAAGGGAGUGCCCCUGGCGCUGGCACCGCCGUCAAGGAACCCGCCCCCCUCCUGGGAAAUGCUUUGACCAGCAAGGAGGCGGGCCGCUCCAUGGAUCACCGCCCGAAAGACAAAGACGGGAAGUAUCUGUGUUGGGAUCACUUUUCCCACCGCAAAUGCAACAAGGGAAAAGAUUGCCCGCAUUCGCACCAUGGCAACGCGCCACGCUGGGAUACUCUCGAUUGGAGCGUGCAGAUGCAACUCUUGCGACGAGGCGGGCAUCCCGCCCGUCCGAAACUCAGAGGAGACCAGGUGGACGCUGCCAUCGAAUCCAUCCGAAAGGAGCAAGCCCAGAAGCUAGAGUCCAACAUUCAGGAAGGCAAAAGGGCGAAAGAAAUGGCUAAGCGGACCGGGGGUCCUCCUCCUCAGGAUGCCUCGACCCAAUACCGGGAAGACACCCGAGCUGGCUGGACCCCAGCGCCAGCGGCGCUAGCCAAUUUCGCCGCCACUGAUAUGGAAGAUCCCCUUGCUCGACUUAUGACAGGAGAAGCUGCUGCAAGUUGGACUCUCGACCACGCGCCCCCCGCUGUGCGCACGGUCACUUACCGGGAGCCACCCGACUCUGCCAUGAUCCAAGCCAAGCGUCACUGCAUGGACGAGAUUGACAGCUGCGGCCUUCUCCCAGAUCUACCCCAGCACCUGGGCAUCUAUCUGCGCAACCGGCUGACAGCCGUCAAUGACCGGGCUCCAAACGCUCACGCUGUUCAAGAAUUCCUUGAGGACGCUAUUCGAGAAGGCAGUGCAGAACUUGCUUCAGAAGCUACUGACUAUCUCCAUAAUCACCCCGACACGCAUGUUGGGUCGCGAGAGGGACGCGGAGCAUUGGGGCAAUUCUCAGCACACGGCUUCGACGGGUACUCUUGGGCGACCUUUCGCUGGAGAGACGGUGACCAUGCGGUCUAUGACUACGGCGACCAGCUCGCACCCGUGCACCCUGAGCUGCAACCUCUGGAAUGCCCCAAACCAGAGACGGAGCCCCGACAGUGCUUCUACCUGCAUGUGGCCGCUGGCCUUCUGGCCCAUACCACGAAUCGUGUGCCUGCUCUCUCCGAGGUCCGCCUCAAAGCGGCAGCCUUACAGGAGGAAACUUUCCGCCUGGCGAUGGCUUGCGCGGACAACUUGGGCCCGGAACCUGACGUUUGCACUCAAGCUGAAGACGACUUGCGCAUCUUCGUGCACGACGCUCUCUUCUUCGGCCACGACAAGGAUUACCGGUGCCUGGCGGCCUUUCCCUUGCCAGAGGCCGCGGACGUCUCGUUUUGUCUUGUCCGCAUGGACGCUUGGAACCGCACCUCUUGCGAAGUCAUCCAGGGGGCCCACAGUCGUUCCGACCCGAAGUCCCUUAUCUGGCUCCUGGUUCACCAGGGCCACAUGCGGUUACUCCUCCCGGAAGUCACGACUUCUAUCCCGGACAACGUGCGGAUUGUCACUGCUGCUGGCUGGGAAGUCCACCUGGAAGCGGCCGCCGAGCACGGGGCGCGUCAUCGCGCCCGUGCCCCGAAACCAUGCCCGCGCUGCCAAGAGACCCUAUGCGCCGUACCGGCGUCACCACCGGGGUGUUCGGCUUGUACCCUUUUUCCCGCUGAGACGGCUGCCUUAGAUUUCCGGGCAGGAGCAUCUUGGUGGGAAGUCGACGAACCCCCCUCCGAACAAUGGGCCCGCGAGGACCUGCAGGAGCUCUUCCCUGGCCAACAACUCCCUGAGCCAGGCCAACCGCUCCAUUUUUUGGGGAUAUACGUUGACGCUCUCGGUUGGGACAACACCCCGGACGCGCCGGUUGGCGCCGCCCUUUUUGUCGGUCCGGCCACUAGCCGCAACUUCUGCGAUGGCCGUGUGCGCUCUCUUCUCCGCGCAGCUCUCACUCUCUUGCGCCCUCGCCACGUGUGGGUCCUCCUGCCCCGCACGGGCCUCGGCCGCGGGCCUGAGUCUUCCACCAGCGCCUUGGGGUCUUCUGCCCACCAGCACCUGCAAUUUACGCUUGAGCUUGGUCAGCAUCAGUUGAACCUGCCCGGGCACUUCACUCUUGUUCACCCUCUGACCAGUCCCGUGUGGAAAGAUCCCGCGGCCAUCCAGCUUCUUUCGCCAUUUCACCGGGUUCGCCUUCCAGCUUCGCCCGUUGACCCCAUGACUGCGGCGCUUUGUGGACCGUCCCCGGCCGCCUACUUGUGCCUGAAAACCACCUCUUCGGCGCUGGCUAUUGCCGUUGGGUCGCCCUCAUCGGAGUUGCCGCAUUCCUCUCCCCUCGCCUCCGUCCUCUUCGACGGCGCUGAGGCGUGUUUCGCGCCCGGCGCCGGCUUGCGACGGGCGGGGGGCCCCCUGGCGCGGCCGCUAGACCCGGCAGUCGAGCAGGCGACAAAGGAAUAUCUGGAUUUCUUCCGAAACCGAGCUUUCUCCGCUGAACAUUUCGCGUCUGCUGCUCAGAAAGGAUCGGCUCUUCUGGCAGCAGCCGGUGGAUGGCAAGAAGCCCUCCGGGCUAUCCGCAGGGUCUGGGUGCAGGAACGAGGCGAUCACAUGUCUGGUCUGCAUAGUGACUUCUUUGAGGGGCUGGUUCACCCGGCAGUUUUAGAAAGGGCGAGGCAUGUGGCUAUCUGGGGAGUCGAGGCAUCUGCUGACUUAGAGGAAACUACUCGGACCAAGAGUGCGCCUCACCCGAGCUUGAAGGAACACCUCGACGAAGCUGCUGCGCAACUCUGGGACGACGCCAGCAAAGGCCGUUCCCUGCUCUGCUUCGACACCGGCAAGGGCUUGGAAGGGGUUGUGUCAGUCCCAAUGGCCAGGGUCCCCAAGAUGAAUCCAGACCGCACGGUCUCCGAUAAGGGUAGGGUCAUCUGGGACGCCACGCCGGUGAACAGGUACUGUCACAAGUCCCGGCACCCGCCUGCGCUCCAACCACGACACCAGGAGGUCGCCAGAGCAAUACUGUGGUGGAAGCUUCGGUACCCUAGGAUCCGAAUCCUGUUCAGCAAAAAGGACGUAUCCGAAGCCUUCAAGUGGAUCCCGGUUCGGCUAGAGGACUCCAAGCUUUUCGCUGCAGAUCUUCCAGCUGAAUACAGCAAUACUCAGGAAGGCAUCACCAUAGUCUAUGGGUUUUUGACUUUUGGCUGGUGCGGUGCGCCCGGAGAGUACAUGCACUAUGCUUGGGUCAUUAAACUGGCUCACGAAGCCUUCGCGCCCGAAAACUCCAGGUGGGAGGAUACAGUCCCAUACCAUUCUUUCGUCCUUAUGGACGACACGGUGCUGAUCGAACCCGAGAUUGGGCUGAGACCGGAAACCUCGGUGGCACUGACGGAGCAUCUGACUCGUGCUGUUCUUGGGGAUGCCAGCAUCAACGAAGGAAAGGAUUGGCUUGAGGGACGGUUGGAAACUCGCAAACUUAUUUGGGGGCUCAUUUACGAUACCCAAACCAACACCCGAAGCCUGCCAAGUGCCAAGCUGGAGAAGGCGUAUCACCUCCUGCACUUGCCUGACUUUGACAGUGGAUGCACUCAUGUCUCGCUGCGCCUCAUCCAAGAAUUGAGAGGCAACCAGCAGUUUUGGUUGGCGGUGCUCCCGGGCCUGAGCCCGUAUUUGGGGUGUACAAAUGACCUCCUUGGCCCUGCGGACCCGCAGGGCCAGGCUCGAGCCAAAGGGGAUGAGAAGCAACAAAGAGAGACUUGGAACCGAUUUUGGGAGGCUAUUGAGCUUCAACGUUUGUUGGUGGACGUCAGCGCCUCUUGGGAGGUACGGUUCACUCACCCGCUCAAUGCGGCCCUCUCGAUUUCGGAACUGCUCUCCUUCCCAGGGAUGCAAUCCCAGGUGGUUUGGGCCUGUGGAGAUGCCACUCCAGAAAGGGUGGCGGCAGUUGACUGGCAUGGAAAGGUAGCAAUUGUCGAGCCCGCGAGCCUCGUUUGGCAACGGAUCCGCUACUUCUGCGGAGGGGAAGAGGGAACUGACGAGGAGCAGUCGGGACCGUACUCCGAGGAUCGAACCGAUCCCGAAGAUGGUCUUCUGAUCUCACUCGCCGAGCUCCUCGCCGUGGUGUCACUCGCCUGCACCCGCUGGACUGCUUGGAGGGGAAAGAUUGUGAUUUACGCGGGGGACAACCAGAACGUUAUCUCCUGGCUUGAGAAAAGACAGGCUGGGCCCCCUGCGGCAAGGUUCCUGCUGCAGUUGCUCGCAGCCUUGGAAACUGUCGGAGGGUUCAGGCUGCAUGCGAGCUAUGUUCGGACAUACCACAACCAGGUUGCCGACAGCCUCACGCGUGCCGAAGCACAAAGCAUUCUGGAGGAACAUGGGCUCCGUAAGCUCCCGUUCUCGGAGGUGCUCUUGGGGACUCUCGACAAAGGUUGGACUCGAAGGGCCCUCCUUUGGGAUGGAAUGGACCAUGGAGAUAAGGCUGCAGCCCUCCAGUUAGGGCUCCGAAGGCAUCCAGAGGGUCCGAAUAAGCACCCGUUUCCGUUGAAAGAAGGUCUGGUGUGCGCUGAGAUUGGAGAGGCCGGCCCUUAUGAAAUCGAGCUUGUCUCCAAGGGGCUUAUCGUCCAGAGACACACCCUGGAAGAGGCAAGCCACCGAGAAUGUACCCCGGAGCGGUAUGUGUGCCUUUUCCACCCAGGCGGCAGAGGCGAAGUGGCUACGGCUGCUCGCUUCGCCGAGCUUGCUGUGAGGUGGGAGCCGGAAGGAGUCUGGGUCGAUUCCAUCACCUCUCAUGGCCCCAGAGCAGCCGAAAGAAUUCUGGAGGAUGCAGGAUGGCAUACCCGUGUCUUCCAAGUCAGCGGCCGCACUCUCCAGGAUCAGUGCUGGUGGAAGCGAUGGAUACUGAUGGCGGUUCCCGCAGAAAAGCGCCUGCCUCCAGCACCCUGUCUUACGCUCGACGCGGAACCCGCUACGCCACCCUUGCACACUUACCCCACUGAAUGGUUGUUGGAAGACAAGAAGGUACCAGACGCCACCUGGAAAACUGGUCGCCUGAAGCUGGACAGCGCUAUGCCGCACCUGGGUCAGGCUACUCCAAAGCCUCGAGGGACUCUGCAAACCCCCGAAGGUAGGCGUCAUGUUUGGGACCCUUUUAAACCGCUCCCCCAAUUACAUCAUGGGUCAUGGGGUAAUGACAAUAAAGAUUCUCUUUUGUUGCUUGGGUACAGUGCUAAUGGCCCCGCGGCGCGCACCAUCACGCCCGGGGAGGCAUUUAGGUUGUUAGGUGGUAGAGCAGAACAACAUCCCAAGGACACCCCCUCCACUGAACUUGCCUUGGAAAGGCUCAUGGGUACCCCCCGCAGCCUGGCUCUGGUAGCGGGCCGUUGGGCGAGCGCUCUGGGGACGGAUCGGGGCGCCAGCGGUAGUUGCUUUGAGCCCGAACAGUCCAGCGCUGCUGAGGCGAAGGCUGAAAGUCGGGAGGCGGACGAAACUCCCGAGGCUUGCUUCGAGCCCGGGAACUCAGAUUCUGAAAGAGUCGGAAUUUGUUCGCUCCCGUGGGAAGAUAAGGCGCGAGCGGCGCUCAUGGCCUGGCUCCAAAGCAGAGGUUGGGAGGUGGAGCGGAGGGCCGGAGGCACCAAGCGCCGUAAGAAAAAGGAAGAGGACUGGAGUACCCAGUUCUCGAAAGCCCUCGCCUCCUGCCUCAGACACGAAGCAGGAAGUGCCGAGUGCCACAUCACGGAGGAUGGAUGGGUCACGAUGGACCACCUGAGAGGGUACCUCCGUGCGAAGCUCCGAUGGCCGGAAAGGUACCUCACUGAGGAGGCGGUUCGGGCCGAAGUGGAAGGCAACUGGAAACAGCGCUUCGUGGUGCGAACAGAUGAGAGCACCGGAAGGAGCUGUGUGGCAGCCUGGUCCGGGCACACCAUACCAGGGGUCGUCGGACCAGGAGUGUUGUGGAGGGCCGACCUGGAGACGAGAGUGCCCGUCGAUACGCGGAAAGCCCAGGAGGCCGGAGUUUCUUUCAGAGUGACGGGUAACGACGUCUGGCUGGCCGAUACCGACAUCCCGCCUGAAGCCUUGGGAAAGGUCGUCGCAUGGACGACUGACGAUUUUUGGUUCGCUUCGGAAAGCACCCGCGCCCGAGCCCGACCCGAGCAGGCGUCGCCAGUGCCCUUCUACAAGACAGGCGCCGUGGGAGCUGCAGGCUCUGGCUCAAGGCUCCCCGCCUGGCCGCCCGGCAGCCUUAAGCAGGAACAGGACCUAAAGGAGGGCCUUGCUCAGACCGCGACCGGUUUGGCGUCGGCUGUUGCCGGGCUCAAGGUGGAAGAGGGAGAAGAGGAGGUCCAGGUGGACCCACGAACCUUGGAACCGACCGUCGUCACGCUCUCCGAAGCAGAUUGGAACUUAUCGGAAGAGAGUGACACGGGCCCGGAAGAGCCCCCAGCACCCGCGACCCGAACAGUGAUGAAAGAAGGCGACCGAGGAUCGGCCGAGGCGGAAAUCAAGCUCAACCCCGGCUUGAUUGAGCGGGAAGAAAGGCAAGAAGUUGCCGAGGCGCGCCUCGCGCCCGGUACCACCUCUGCCGGAUCGAGCUGGAAACCCACGCUGGUGAAGGAGCAUCAGGACCCAGAACCCGGCAAAGGAGGCCCCAAACCAGGGCGUCUCGAACCCAAACAUGAGCAGGGUGCGGAACCCGAGGGCCUUCCCCUGGAACGGGUCAAACCUCCGCCCGCAGAGGAUUCAGAGGAGGACUCGCCCAUCGGGCUCCCCGCAAGGUAUCGGCCGGUUGGUAGAGUAGAGCCCGGGCAACCCCAGGAGGAGCGAAAACUGGUCCCGGCGCAGGGUCUCAAGCUUGGCACGGGAAAGGUCAAACUGCUCCAGGCCCUCGCUGAGGCCGACACUGCCAACUGGGAAAACCUCCAAAGUGCCUUGAAGGAAGCGGAAGGGUCGGGAGGCGAGAAAGCAGCUCUAGUUGAAGACCUGGAACGCCUCACCCAGCAGCGAAAGGAAGCCGCCGAAGGAAUCAAGGAAGCCCUUGAAGCUGAGACGCACAGGGUUCGCCAAUGUGAAGAAGAAGACUCCCGGUAUCUGGAAACUCUGGAUAGCCAGGGCGAGUACAUGAGAAAGCUUGAACGAUUCAACUCAGCUCGACCCUCCAAGACCGCCAAGGUCCUUAGUUCGGACCGUCUCACUUCGGAAAUUGAAGCAGGAGUCAGCGUCUGGGUGGCGCGCCGCCGAGAAAAGGCGCGUUUGCGGGCCCAGGCUCACAGGGAGGGACUUCAGAGAGGCGCCCCUUCGGAAGGAAGCACCAAGCACGAACCAAUCGAAACACCCGAGGGAGCCGAAGAAGCACGACAGCAGGCGGCUCGGAGGGAGAUAGCUGAGUUUCGGGAACAUCUGAGGGAACAAGGAAGGGGGGCGGUGCCCAAAUACCGUAGGGCACCGGACUCCCGCCAAAGAAAAGCCACGAAGAAGAGAAACCGGGCUGCAAAGGAAGCGGAAGCUCGGGCUGUGCCGGAGGGAGCCUUGUCGCCCACGCGCAAUGAUGAUGCGGAGCGUGACACCAACCACGCGAUCGCACAUUUCCAUAGGCAAGAGAACGACCAUGCUAUGGUCCUCGCUGGGGCUAGGUUGCCCCCAAAUUUAGUUUCCGAGGGGACAGUUCUGCUCGGCCUCGUUCUCCUCACCGGAAUUCUUUUAGGCCUUGCCUGGGGAUCAUGCCGACGCAGCCUUGCCCACAGUCCCGCAAGGACCGACCCAUUGGCUCUCUCGCCAAGGGACAACCUUCCCAGAGCCCCCCACCGGCAUGAAGUUGCGGCUGGCAGGCACGCCUCAACCAGUAGCGCCACGGAGGUCCACCGUCGCGGUAGCCGAGGCUCGACUUCGAGCCCGGCACCGGACAAUCCUCGGCGAAGGAGCCCGCGCCCGUCCCAAAGGGGUCUUGACCGCCGCAGAGCAAACUGGCACAAAGAAGGUUGCCCCCGCACGGAUGCUUCUACCCUUUGGCUUGAAGCAUGCAAAGACUGCGUGACCAUCUCCGAAGUCGAUGACUACCAGGGGAGCGUGGAAGCCACCUGGAGCGGGGCCCGCUGGCACAAACCGCGGUGUGGGCAUACCCGAGGAAGGAACGUGGUGCGAUUCGCCCCUUGCCAAGAGUGUGCAAGAGUUGCCGCACCGUCCCAGUCUCGUGGCUCGAUACGAGGCCCAGGGCGCAACAACGAUGCUGAAAGGGACACGAAUCACGCCAUCGCGCAUUGGCUCUUGCUGGCGGUGGCACUGGGUCUGUACCUGGCUGGGGUCUGCUGGCACUGGGGUGAACCUUGCGGGGACCCACAAGAAGGUCAGGAAAAGACCCGUGUGGGGGGUCCUAGGGGCCGCAAGGUCCGAUUCGAACCCUACCACGAGUCCCUCGCGGCUGCCGGAUCUCCUACCAGUCAAGCCACGGGUAAGAAACAGAGUCUCGAGAAGCCGAGGCGGCUGGGUAGCCCUCAGGCUGCUAGGGCGGCGCAAGGGACGACUGGACCCAAGCUGGGCCUACGCUUGAAAUGCAAAGAAGAUUAUCACGAGGAAGCCAUUCGUGUCGCUCUUGAUCGCCUCGCCAUCUCCACCCGGCGGACUUAUGAAUCUCAACUCAAGUGGUGGAGGCUUUUUUGCGCUCGUAGAGGAGUCAGUUGGAUUCUCACUGGCCCCUCAAGCAAUAAGACAGAAGAAACACUCCUCAUCGACUUUCUCCUGCACUGUGCCUGCAAUGAAGGGCGCGCACCGGGAACGCUGAAGCUUCGGCUGGCCGCAGUGCGCAGCGUCCACCUUUCACUCGGCAUGGAAGAUCCCUUGGAAGGCCGAGGAAGAGUUGCCAUGGCACUGGCAGGCCUACGAAGGCGUUACAAGGUUCCUGAAAGGAGGGCGCCAGUGACCCCCAGGAUGCUCAACUAUCUGCAUGAUCGCCUCCGUGGCUCGUCUUCGAGCCCGGAGUCUGUGCUCCUGUGGGCUGGGAUCUGCCUUGGGUUCUUCUUUCUGUUGAGGGCCUCUGAAUUCCUUCCCCUUGGUUACCUUCCUCUCUCGAGACACCUGAAGGGCCACCAGGUACUGCUGUACUCCCAUGGUAACCUGUGCACUAUCAGCAACCUGGCAGAGGCCGACGAAGUUCGGGUCAAGCUCGUCGGCAGCAAGACCAAUUACAACUUGGAGACAAAUCGCAAUCACCACCGGACUGGAAACCAAGUCUGCCCAGUAGAGUCGGUUGUCCAGCUGUUCCAGAAAUUUCCGGAGAGAUAUCUGGGCGGCUGCGAAGCCACGGAGCCACUCUUUAGAACUCCCUCGGGAGAGGGAAUCCAAAGGGAAGCGAUUCAGAUGCUGCUGAGAGAAGCCGCUUGCCAAUGUGGUGUGGGCGGAACAAUUGGUUCGCACUCAUUACGUUUUGGUGGUGCAAGCGCGCUAUGGACGGCAUUCAAAGACGCAUCUGUUGUGAGAAGGUUUGGACGUUGGGCGAGCGACGCAUUCCAUUCCUAUUUGUGGGAAGACCGGGAAUAUUCCCGGGGAAUGGCAGCAUCUAUGUUGAACACUGACCUAGCACCGACGCCCGAGGCGCGUUUCGCGCCCGGGCAGUUGCCCUUGCAAGUGCCGAAAUGGCGGGAGGGGGAUGAGCCCAAGGGGCAAAGACCUUUUCAGCCCUUUCGCGCGCAAAAACAUGUUUGGGCGCGCAGCGGUAGUUUUGCUUCUAGGGAAACCCAAAGGGUCCAAACUGUAGGAGCUUAG
Messenger RNA from Cladocopium goreaui, 12768 nucleotides. NCBI's taxonomy places the organism in Eukaryota, Dinophyceae, Suessiales, Symbiodiniaceae. The record is from the annotation of a GenBank genome assembly.